This is a messenger RNA of Salvia hispanica, 745 nucleotides long. RefSeq lists its product as uncharacterized. The record is from RefSeq and is a predicted model, not a curated record. NCBI's taxonomy places the organism in Eukaryota, Viridiplantae, Streptophyta, Magnoliopsida, Lamiales, Lamiaceae.
UCAAUUUAGUAAAUGAAAUGACAAAAAUGAAAGAAGAAGAGAAGCAACGAAAGUUUCAUGACGCCCUUCUCAAGAUGCUAUAUCCGCCCCCGUCUGAUUCUGACAAAGAUGACGAGGAAAAACAAGACGAUGAAGCAGGAACUAAUUUAAUCAAGUUGUUGAAUUACCCUCCAGAGAGUGAGGAGGAGAUAGAUAAGGAGGAGCCAUCGAUGUCAAGCAGCGACGGUGGCGAUGGGAAAUUGACCAGGGCUCAGAGGAAGAGGCUUCGGAAGAGGAAGCUGAAAGAAGCAAAUUCCCGGCGCAGAAAGAUUAUCGGGCCUCUGUUACCUGCUUCAGAAGAUGAUACCGAUGGCAACGCCAAUGAUGUGAGUAAUGCGCCUGAACAAAAUGCCGCAGCAAAUGGUUUAGUCGAGAAGAGGAGGCUUGUAGCUCGAACAAGAAAAAAAGAAGGAAGCCGAAGAAGAAGGUUGUUGUAAAACCCGAAUCCGUCGAGCAUCAUCAGCAAUCGAAAUUAAGGUCUGAAAAUGACAGUGGAUGAUAAGGUUGAUGGUGAUCCCCGAUCAAGUUCACGCUUUCGCUAACCGUCCGACAUCUUUAUGGAUUUCAAACAAUGAUAGUUGAACAAUUCUGUUAUUAUGGUACUGUUGUUUAUCUCAUUUUCAGUUGUCUUUUUUUUUUCUCAAAAGCUAGGCAUGUGACAACGUAUCUUGGUUCGUUUUUACAAUGUCAAGGUUACAUUGAAUUU